AUGGAGAAGGAUCCAAAGGAACAGAACUUUCCACCUACAGGACAGGGCUGCAGUAUUAAAGAAUUUAUGAGGAUGAACCCUACAGCCUUUAUAGGAGGACCUGAUCUGGUGGCAGCAGAAAAUUGGGUACAAGAAAUAGAGGAGAUUAUGGUUGUACUCGACUGCACAGACGAACAGAAGGUUCGUUAUACUACUUUCAAGAUGACAGGAGAGGCGAAGCACUGGUGGCUUUCUGCAAAGCUGCUAGAGGAUCAGAGGGUGAUUGAGGAGUUUACUAAUCUGACCCAAGGAGAUAUGACGGUUGCGAAGUAUGCGGCUAAAUUUGUGGAAUUGUCGUGUUUCGCUCCUUUUCUUAUCCCAAAUGAAGUAAGGAAGGCCAGAAAAUUUGAGAAAUGCCUAAAAUGCAGAAUCUUUGAGCUGGUGGUCGGGUUUCAGGUUCAGAGUUUUUUAGAAUUAGUCGACAAGGCCUCAGCGUUAGAAAAGAGUAUCCAGGGCAGCACUGAGCCUUCAGAGCAGAAGAAGAGACCUGCACCAUCUAGUUAUCAGUCUGAGGCCAGUCAGGGAUCAGCGAAGAAAGGGAAAAAAGCAAUGGGCUCUGUAUGCCCGAAGAUUGAUAAGAGACAUAGAGGCGAAUGCUAG
This is a messenger RNA of Malania oleifera, 639 nucleotides long. RefSeq lists its product as uncharacterized. Lineage: Eukaryota; Viridiplantae; Streptophyta; Magnoliopsida; Santalales; Ximeniaceae. Bases 1 to 639 code for a protein of 212 amino acids. The record is from RefSeq and is a predicted model, not a curated record. The transcript has 2 exons.